AUGCCCUACUAUUCGACUUCUCUCACAGAGCUGACCGAGCUGUCCUGGUCCUCAGGAUACAGUACAGCGGCCAAGGGUCCAGACUCAGAGGGCUCGUCCAUGUCACCAUCCGCCUUCAAUGACACGCGUGAGUCAAAAGCAAAGCUGUACGUGGUAGGUGCACUCCUGUUUGUGCUGGUGAUGUCCGUCACUGCUAUGCUGCUCAUGGAGAGGCAGAGUGCCGAGCAGCGAAAGUACGAGCAAGAAACCGCCACCACAGAUGCCGAGGAGGAAGUCUGGUUCCACACGUUACCCGGGACUAAGAAGGCAGCUGUGGGCCGUGCGGAGACCUCGCGUCCGAAGAAGAUAUCCACUGUGCACAAGACCAACGGGUCUACAGCACGGCCCAAGUCUCUAGCCCCAUCGUCGCUGCUUCACUCCACAUCAUCCCCAAAGGUUGUAGCAAAAAGAAGCACUAAGCCGACAUCGCAAAGCCUACAUUCCUCUACUGUCAGGCUACAACCGAAAUCAGAGCCUAGUUCCCCGCACCCUCCCAAAACCGAAACGUCCUUUCCAGAAAGAAAGACGCCGCAAAUACCCGAAGUGCAGUCGUCCGCAGCACCCGGCAACUCGACUUUGGGACCUCCACAAGCGGGACGUCCGUUGAUCGUCUGCGUGGUGGGAGGCCAGCUUCGCACCACCGUGCCUCCACCCGAUGGCCUGUGCGUGUUCAUGAUUUUCGAGCACGUCAGAGUUGCAAGGCAAUCUCGUGACUUCAUCGCCUCUUCCAACCAGGUGGCCUUCGACAACUUCAUGAAAAUGGCGGCAGGCAAUAGAACUGAACAGUUUCUGCUUUCUCUGAGCUCUGCCCUGGAGUACGACGAGAGCCUCGAGGUGCACGACCACGCCGUGGCCAUCAUGCGGAGGUACCGCGACCAAAACGUGCUGGGUUACGGGUUCGCGCACUACCAGGUAGCCAGCACGGGCAUCGACAGCGGCAAGCUAUGGAAACAUCACAGCAUGCUCGCCAACCUGAGACACUGGUCGAAGGAUCCGGUCAUCCUGUUCCUAGGACUCGAACUCUAUCACCAGCGAAGCUACUCAGACGUGUACAUCACUGGACUUGUGGCUGAAGCAGCCGCAUCCAUGGACUUCCUUAUUCUCCGCACCCACAUAACCACACCACCGAGCCUGGCGUCGAAUCAUUGCCGAGUGGAGCUCAUCAGCAGCUGGACGAAAGAUGCCCUGAACAACAAGCUGCUCUUGAGUGUGGGAGAAGCUGCACGUGUCCUGAAUUCGUCGAGGCUCGAACGUGACGUGACUGUGCCUCUGCUGCUGUCGCACUCGCUCGCCGUGGUCGAAUAUGAGGUGGAUAAAGACUCCCAGGCACAGCAACCCCGACUCCUAAGUCUCAAAUGCAGCAAACAUUCCCUUCAGCCAUUCCACACGGUUUGCCAUUCAAACUCGACAUACCUGAAAGGCGGACGGACGAAACCAACAUUCAGCCACUACGAUGACGACCCUGAGAACGGGCACUGGCGAACCUACAAGACAGCUGUGGACAUGGUGAACGAAAUACAAUCUGUGGCGUACAGUGCGGAUCCCUUGGUGACUGCGAGAUUCGGCUGGGCCUUCUACGACGUCGACCUCGAGGACUAUGGCGGCGACUGCGGAAAUUAUUGGCGCAUUGAGCGGGGAACCUCCAGAGGCAGCAAGGCUGCGGCCUACUACCGACUGAAGAAUGCCGUGCGACAGCUGAGCGCCCUAAGCACCAGAGAGCCCGCGGUUCGGAAAAUUCAGAAAGCACAGGCGUUUAUGAAGUUACACAGAAUAGGACGCCUUCUUUAAGAGGGUAGAAGCGUCGUUACAUGAAGAUUGAGAUGACUUCCAAGAAGUAAAGCCCUCAUGCUCUCGACUCUGAUUAUUCGCAACUAUAGGAAAGUUAGCUAUUUUUUUAAGGU
Messenger RNA from Dermacentor silvarum, 1940 nucleotides. RefSeq lists its product as uncharacterized. The coding region runs from base 1 to 1827 and encodes 608 amino acids. Lineage: Eukaryota; Metazoa; Arthropoda; Arachnida; Ixodida; Ixodidae. The record is from RefSeq and is a predicted model, not a curated record. The transcript is spliced from 11 exons.